CGGUGUGUGUGUGUGUGUGUGUGUUAGCUCGCAGGGUGCGCAGUGUGUGUGUGUGUGUGUGUGUUAGCUCGCAGGGUGCGCAGUGUGUGUGUGUGUGUGUGUGUGUGUGUGUCAGCAGGUUAUAACACAGUCUGUCGUCGGGAUGAACGCCGCGCUGCGCUCCGUGCGCUGCCGCACACACUCACUGAGAACAUGGCGAGCCCUCCAUGCCGGCUCCUCUCUCUGGACGUUCAACAUGAGGAAGGUGGAGCUCACUCCUCUGGAGCAGCGUAAGCUCACCUUCGACUCUCACGCCGUGGUGACGGAGCUGGAGAAGAGCGGCUUUGAGAAGCAGCAGGCAGAGAUCAUCGUCUCUGCCCUGGUGACUCUGACCACGGCCAACAUGGACAUUGUGUACAAGGACAUGGUGACAUCAUCACACCAGGAGAUCGCUCUGCAGCAGAUCAUGGCUCACCUGGACUCCAUCAGGAAGGACAUGGUGAUCCUGGAGAAGAGCGAGUUCGCCAACCUGCGCUCGGAAAACGCCAAGAUGAAGCGCGAGCUGGACCAGCUGAAGAACAGACUGAUGGAGGAGAGCCAGAGGAUCAGAGCCGAGGCCAAACUGGACAUCAACCUGGAGAGCAGCAGGAUGUCCGACAUGUUCACGGAGCAGGAGAAGAAGCUGAUGGAGGCGAGCAGCGAGUUUCACCGGAAGCGGGCGGAGAUCGAGCACGACAACAUGGAGACCAACCGGAAGAUCGACCUGCAGGUGGCGUCGCUCAAAACCAUCCUGGAGUCUCUGAAGCUGGAGACCAUCCGCUACCUGGCAGCGACGGUGUUUUCCUGCCUGGCCAUCGCUCUCGGCUUCUACCGGCUGUGGAGGUGAAGGAGCCCAGAGCGCCGCGGCACCGACGUUCAAACCUCCAGCCGAUCAGCCAGCCCACGCAUCACCAAUCACUUCUAAUAUUGAUAGUCAUUGAAAGGUUUUUGAUUUUAUCCAGUGGAAACACCAACAGAGCUGCUUGGUCUGGUUUUACAUGCCGUACCUGUUGGCCUGAAGGAGACUCUGGAUUUAUUUUUCACGCUUCAUACACAAAAUGAUUCAUUCAGAUAAUAACAGACAGUGGACCGGUGCGGCUCUAAUGUUCAGUGAUGCUGGCUGGGCUGCAAUGAAACGCAAAGAAACAACAAAACAAAAACCUCAGCCGACCUUUGAUUUGUUUCAUCUUUUAAACCAAAAGCACAUCGUCAGCUCGGCUGCAGGUUUGGCUCCUUUCCAUCAUUUUUUAAUUCUUUUAAAGUGGCAGACAUCUUUAUUAUUAUUACUGGUCAUCCCUGAAGAGGCUAAUUAAAACAACACUUGACCUAAAAACCGCGUGGAGCCUGAACCUGCAGAGCUCACGCAGUUUAAACCUCCGGGGAGUCGGAAUCCUAUGAAGUGCAUCGAGGCGUCUUGUACUUCCUGUCACAAAACGUCCCUGUUCACCGAUUGGCCUCCAUCAGGGCGGUGGCAGCAAGCGCAGAUGGGCGGAGUUGACCGUUGUGUGUAGCACAAGGCAUUAUGGGAAUUUGAGUGUUGACAAUUCUGCAAUCCUAAAACGUGGAAGUAUGAGUCUUGCAAAGUAAUAACAUUUUAGAUAAUAAUAAUAAAAUAAGAUUUUUUAACCUGCUUUUUAAAUUUUUGUUUUAUUGUAAAGUCACAAAAAUGAAACGUUUGUUUGUUAAACAUGUAUGUUAUAUUUCCAUUAUAUAAACAACAAACAUAAACAAUAUGUUGUUAUUCAAGGGAGUAAAUUGUCUCUGUCUAACAAAGAGGUGUACCCCAGGGGUCGAUGCUGGGUCCACUACUUUUCUUUAUUUUUAUUAAUGAUCUCUCUUUAAUCUGCUCUAAUUCCUCUGUACAGCCAUAUGCAGAUGAUACUCAUUUAUACUUCUAAACCUCAUUUACUGCAAAUCCAAACUGCCCUCCAAUCUGAUUUCAAUACCUUACAAAACUCUUAUCUAGUAAAUUAUUGCUGAGAAAAACAAAAUAUUACAUCAUGACCCUUGGAUCAAGACGUGGCCUUAAAACAAAAUGUAAUGAUCCGAUAAUAAAGUGUCAUGAUGGUCCUGAUCAAAUUAAAUACUCGGGUUUGAACUUACAUUCAAGCCUCACAUUAAUUCUGGUCUCUGUAAAAUGUUUUGGAGCCAGCGUGUUAGUCAGAUCCAGAAACCGUUUUACUCUCCGGAUGUGAAAGAAACCUGCCUCACAGCUGCCAUGUUUUCACUCUGCUGAUGUUGUUUAUCAAAAUGCAUCUAAAACUAACCUUGGAGCCCCUCAUACUCGAGGAUGUUGCUGCAGAAAUCCACGUUGUGUGAUGCAGAACUCGGCCUCGGCUCGGUGUAGGAAGACACUCAGCGGCUUCAGUUCCUCUUCAGAUGUGGACAUUUGAACUCUGCUCAUGAUCUGCAGCAGGUUUUGGCGCCAUAUUCAUCCAAAUAUGAACUGAGAACAUUCAUGAGGCGUUCCUCUGUUCCACUCCUUCAGUCAGAAGAACAGCUGGAGAAUGAGCUGUUAUGUUUGAGGCUCCUUCAGUCUGGAAUUUCUCACCUUCACACGUCAUUUCACAGCUUUAAAAAUAGUCUGUCUUCUUAUUUUGACAUUAAUUGUGCAUGUUUUAGAUGAUGCUAUCUAUAUACAACAUAAAAUUCAGAGUGUGUUCUAUAUUAUUUAGUCUAUUUUUGCCAAGCUUUGCACGACGUGUUCAUGGCCUCUCUGUGGCCCUCUAGUGGUCGCCUUCAUCUCUCUGAUGGCUGUGAGUUGGUUCUCUCAGUUCUGUUGUGUUUAUUGAAUUAUUGUUGUGUUUUUGUCUUUUCUGUCACUUUAAAAGUCUCUGUUUUGUUUCUUGUCUUUGGCUUUGGCUCGCAGUGUGUGUCAGGACCCCGUCGAAAACCAGGGGGUUCAUAUCCUGAUGAAUAAACUUAAUGUCAUCAUUCA
Molecule: messenger RNA, 2956 nt
Organism: Myripristis murdjan (pinecone soldierfish)
Lineage: Eukaryota; Metazoa; Chordata; Actinopteri; Holocentriformes; Holocentridae
Gene: ccdc90b
Product: coiled-coil domain containing 90B
Exons: 9
Coding region: 143-865 (240 amino acids)
Cellular component (GO): mitochondrion
Source: RefSeq, a predicted model, not a curated record